Messenger RNA from Exophiala spinifera, 1776 nucleotides. RefSeq lists its product as uncharacterized. Bases 1 to 1776 code for a protein of 591 amino acids. The transcript has a single exon. The record is from RefSeq and is a predicted model, not a curated record. NCBI's taxonomy places the organism in Eukaryota, Fungi, Ascomycota, Eurotiomycetes, Chaetothyriales, Herpotrichiellaceae. Gene Ontology annotation, cellular component: nucleus. Gene Ontology annotation, biological process: regulation of DNA-templated transcription. Gene Ontology annotation, molecular function: zinc ion binding; transcription cis-regulatory region binding; DNA-binding transcription factor activity, RNA polymerase II-specific.
AUGCCGCCUUUGCGGGCCGGCAGAGCGUCCAAAGCAUGCGAUGCAUGCCGCAAGCAGAAAACGCGCUGUUACACAUCCGACAACAAUAGAGGCGUCUGCCUUCGUUGCGAAACACUGUCACAACCAUGUUCACUCGAAUCUUCUCCAAGCCAGCAGUCAAGACGCAGCAGCAUAGACAAAUCAUUAGCCACCAGCCGAGAUCUUGCCGUGGAUGCAAGGCUUGAACGCCUGGAGAACACAGUACAAGCUCUGGUGGAGAGGCUUGAUCAGUCUCAUGGUGUUGCAAGUGGUGUCAGUCCUACGACCUCGAACAGACCACAGCCGAGGCUUCACGCCCAGAAUUUGCCUGAAGAAAAAGACUCGGCGCCAGUGCUUUUGAUCCGCGAUGCCGCUGCCGCCGCCGGUGUCCGGUCGCCUGACCAAGGUCACACUCUACCGAAGCGUUAUUCGGAUGUUAUAUCUAGCGGUCUGGUGUCAUUGAAAACCGCACACACCCUGAUGUCCUUGUUUCAUGUCCACUAUGGUCGUUGGGUCAAAUUUGCCGAAGACAUAACUACCGAGACACUAUUAUUGCAGGUCAGGAGGUCACCAUUGUUACUAUGUAGUAUUCUCUUGAUUGCGGUACGACACACCACACAGGAGCUUGCAGACUCCCUGGCGCCUGCUUUGUACGAAGAGGCGAAGAGCCUUGUCGCCCCUGCCCUCCUCACGGUGCCACAAUCCACUGAGUUCUUCCAGGCCGCUCUCAUAUUGAGCCUUUGGUCCACAACAAUCGGACAAGUGCCCCUGAGUAUCGACAGCUGGCUUUUGACUGGCUACGCGAUCCAGCAAAGCCUGGCUAGCCCUUAUUUCAAUCGGGUUUUCCAAGAAGAGCAGGACUUGCACGUAAGCAAAGCUGAUCUCGAUGCGUGGUGCAUCUGGAACCAUCUGUGUGUUGCACAUCUUCAGUACUGCGUUGGCACUCGAAGGCAGGCACUCCUGAACCAAGCGCAAAUCGACCAGUGCCUUCGUUUCCUCGAAUCUGAUAACGUCACAAACUUCGAGGCAAGAAUGGUCGCUGAGGUUCAGCUCUACUGGAUCAUAUACGACAAGUGCUACGACUCCGACAUUGACUCGGCAGACACCAAGCGAACCUUGCAAGAGUGGCAGCGGGAGUGGGCGGUGUUGUUCAAUCAACCACGCUCCCAAUUCCUCCAGAUGGGUUUCCAUUUUGCUCAUCUGCUUGCCUACUGCCAGUCACUGAAGUCGACCCACGCGGUGAUGCGCCUCCCGCUGUUGAUUGAAAUGAUCCAGCUGUCCAAAUCCAUCAUCAAUCUUGCCAUGGAUACAACGGACGAACGCACAAGACACUUGACCGAUCACAUAUAUCACGUCAUAACGUUUUCUGCACUCACAUUGUGUCGGCUCGUUCAUACUUAUGAAUCCAAACUUCGGGCAGCUAGACAAGACAUUGAGGCUCUUGACCAUCUUGUAAUGCGGCUCAUUAGCUGGUUCAAGACGAUAGGUCUCCCGUGUCAUGCUGCGCAUAUACUUGGCAACGCUGUUUCUGCACAAUUCAAAAAACUACGCCCGGCCUUUCAACCCGAGCUCCAACUUGCAGGCCAUGACUACCUAGGAACCAAUGACGGCACGUCCUGGUCUGACCAACAAAUUGGCGCAAUUGGCAACAACAGCUUCGUGUAUCCUGACUUUAUCGGAUCCGAGUUGUUCGAUGUCAAUGCUUCGUCCUGGCCCCAAUGGGAUAUGAUCUUGUCUGAUGCUGACAUGUCUGUAUGA